AUGAAGGAUUCAGGCCAACCUCUACAAACACAAGAAUACACUCACAGAAACGAAUACAAACCUCUCUUCACUUUUGGAUCUCCCAAGCAUUCUCUCGAACAAAUCACUACCAAAUAAUCCACUCAUCUAACCACCACCCAACGUGUCAUUCCAAAUACCAUCGCUUCAUUUGAUAGAGAAGAGUCAUUACCCACGAUUUCGAGAAAAAAGAGAGCAAACAUCAAAAAAAUCAAGAUGAUCACACAAGCCCAACAGGAUCUACAAAUACUCGACUAUCUCGAGUAUGUCAAACAAACUCAAUUACAAAAAAAACAAUUGAACAACAUCUUUGAAAAAUUGGACGAAAAAGAAGGAGAUACAUUUGUUUCCCUAAAUCAAUUAAAACAGAACCAUCUCAAGUCAAUUAAGGCUGAAUAAAACCUAUACAUUCAUAAACUUAUAUUUAGUUCCUUUGCUGUCUACUCCAUUAAAGUAUUGAAAUAAAUUACCAUUUAAGAAAUUAUUGAUCUAUAUUUGGCUGCCCAAAAAAUACAAACAAGCCAAUUCAGCUCAGUAGAAUAAAUCGUUCAAUCCUUCUUAUCAGAUUUAGAAAUCGCCUCCAGAAUUUAUAACUCAACCAAACUCAUGGCCUCUGCCCUAUGUAAAAUUACUGGCAUUGAUUACAAACUCUUCUAUCUCCUUUACAAACCCAAACGAAUCCUCCCCAACUCUGAAGGCUACGUAAUUGACGAGAACUUUGCAAACAAUUACCAAUACACCCACAUUGACUGCUACGAUGUCUACUAUAGAAUAUUUGGAGCCGGAGACUUGCCAUACGAAUAUCUAGAGCACAUGAAGGACUUCUAUCCUCAAGAAGCACCCCCCACCAUGUUCAAUAACCAAAUCAGACUAAAGGACUAUAAACUAUCUAAGUAGAAGUUGGAGAACGAUUUCGGAAAGGACAAGACUGGCUGGUACAAUAAUGCCAACAAAAUUGAGGUAGACUUGGACUUCAUUAGAAAAUUGCUCUAUUACCAAAAAAAUCUCCAAAUUUCACUCAAGAACAAGCAAUAAGAUAUCAUCGUAAACAAGCAGUUGUAAUUGCAGCACUAUACCAAAUAAGUUAUCACUGAACAACCAGAAGAACAAAAGCAGAGGCAAAUGAUGUAACAAACCAACUCUCUUUUGUACAAAAUCGAAACUGUCGAAAAUUAAAUAGGAACCUUCCCAUUGGUAUCGAGAGCGAAUCGUUAUUUCUAUGAGAAUCUACAUUACCUUGAGAGAAUACAGAAUAAAAUUAAGAAGAAUGAUUAUUAAAUAUAAUGA
Messenger RNA from Paramecium tetraurelia, 1305 nucleotides. RefSeq lists its product as uncharacterized. The record is from RefSeq and is a predicted model, not a curated record. Lineage: Eukaryota; Ciliophora; Oligohymenophorea; Peniculida; Parameciidae. The transcript has a single exon.